GGUAUAAGAGCCGGGGUGGCGGGCGGAAACCGGUCUCAUUGAACGCGGUGGCAGCUCUCUGGCGGCGGGUGCUUUCUUCCUCGGCGGAACCGGGCCUACACACGAGCAACCAUGUCGAAGGGACCUGCAGUUGGCAUUGAUCUCGGCACCACCUACUCCUGCGUGGGUGUCUUCCAACAUGGGAAAGUGGAGAUCAUUGCCAACGAUCAGGGCAACCGAACCACGCCAAGUUACGUUGCCUUCACGGACACCGAACGUUUGAUCGGUGAUGCCGCAAAGAACCAGGUGGCGAUGAACCCCACCAACACUGUUUUUGAUGCCAAACGUUUGAUUGGACGUAGGUUUGAUGAUGCCGUCGUCCAGUCUGACAUGAAGCACUGGCCCUUCAUGGUGGUGAAUGAUGCAGGCAGGCCCAAGGUCCAAGUUGAAUAUAAAGGCGAAACGAAAAGUUUCUACCCAGAGGAAGUCUCUUCCAUGGUUCUCACAAAGAUGAAGGAAAUUGCAGAGGCCUAUCUUGGAAAGACUGUUACAAAUGCUGUGGUUACUGUCCCAGCAUACUUCAACGACUCUCAGCGCCAGGCAACAAAAGAUGCUGGAACCAUUGCUGGUCUGAAUGUUCUGAGAAUUAUCAAUGAGCCAACUGCUGCUGCUAUUGCUUAUGGCUUAGACAAGAAGGUUGGGGCCGAACGAAAUGUGCUGAUUUUUGAUUUAGGAGGUGGCACUUUUGAUGUUUCUAUCCUCACUAUUGAGGAUGGGAUCUUUGAGGUCAAAUCUACAGCAGGAGACACCCACUUGGGUGGAGAAGACUUUGACAACCGAAUGGUAAACCAUUUCAUUGCUGAAUUCAAACGAAAGCAUAAGAAGGAUAUCAGUGAGAACAAAAGAGCUGUCCGCCGUCUCCGCACUGCUUGUGAGCGGGCCAAGCGUACCCUCUCCUCCAGCACACAGGCCAGUAUCGAGAUUGACUCCCUGUACGAAGGCAUUGACUUCUAUACUUCUAUCACCCGGGCUCGAUUUGAAGAGUUGAAUGCUGACCUCUUCCGUGGCACUCUGGAUCCUGUAGAAAAAGCUCUCCGUGAUGCCAAACUAGACAAGUCACAGAUCCAUGACAUUGUCUUGGUGGGUGGUUCCACCCGUAUUCCCAAGAUUCAGAAGCUUCUGCAAGAUUUCUUCAACGGGAAGGAGCUGAAUAAGAGCAUUAACCCCGAUGAGGCUGUUGCCUACGGUGCAGCUGUCCAGGCAGCCAUUCUCUCUGGAGACAAGUCUGAAAAUGUUCAAGAUUUGCUGCUUUUGGAUGUUACCCCUCUGUCUCUGGGUAUUGAGACUGCUGGUGGAGUCAUGACAGUCCUUAUUAAACGCAAUACAACCAUUCCUACCAAACAGACUCAGACCUUCACCACCUAUUCUGACAACCAGCCCGGUGUGCUCAUUCAGGUAUAUGAAGGUGAACGUGCCAUGACUAAGGACAACAACCUUCUUGGAAAGUUUGAACUCACAGGCAUACCUCCUGCACCACGAGGUGUUCCUCAGAUUGAGGUCACUUUUGACAUCGAUGCCAAUGGUAUCCUCAAUGUCUCUGCUGUAGAUAAGAGCACAGGAAAGGAGAACAAGAUCACUAUCACCAAUGACAAAGGUCGUCUUAGCAAGGAGGACAUUGAACGCAUGGUUCAGGAAGCUGAGAAAUACAAAGCUGAAGAUGAGAAACAGAGGGACAAGGUAUCAUCUAAGAAUUCACUGGAAUCCUAUGCAUUCAACAUGAAAGCAACUGUUGAAGAUGAGAAACUCCAGGGCAAGAUCAAUGAUGAGGAUAAACAGAAGAUCCUUGACAAGUGUAACGAGAUCAUCAAUUGGUUGGAUAAGAAUCAGACUGCAGAAAAGGAAGAGUUUGAACAUCAGCAGAAAGAGCUGGAGAAAGUGUGCAAUCCUAUCAUCACCAAGCUGUACCAGAGUGCCGGUGGCAUGCCAGGAGGCAUGCCUGGAGGCUUCCCUGGUGGAGGAGCUCCUCCUUCUGGUGGUGCUUCCUCUGGGCCCACCAUUGAAGAGGUUGAUUAAGGCAACCUAAACAUACAUGUAGCAUUGUUCCACACAAGAAAACAUUUAAAGACCCAAAUUUAGCAACUUCUAUAGCAGCUUUUAAAAGUUAAGCUGCUGUAGUAAAUUACUGGGCAUUCUCAAUACUUGAAUAUGGAACAUGUACACAGGGAAAAAUAUAAACAUUGCACUUUAUAAAGCACUGUAUUGUAAGUGGAAAAUGCAAUGUCUUAAAUAAAUAUAUUUAAAAUUGGCACACAA
Messenger RNA from Dipodomys spectabilis (banner-tailed kangaroo rat), 2292 nucleotides. RefSeq names its product heat shock protein family A (Hsp70) member 8 (gene Hspa8). Gene Ontology annotation, molecular function: ATP-dependent protein folding chaperone; ATP binding; misfolded protein binding. Lineage: Eukaryota; Metazoa; Chordata; Mammalia; Rodentia; Heteromyidae. Gene Ontology annotation, cellular component: nucleus; cytoplasm; cytosol. Bases 112 to 2052 code for a protein of 646 amino acids. Gene Ontology annotation, biological process: cellular response to unfolded protein; protein refolding; vesicle-mediated transport. The record is from RefSeq and is a predicted model, not a curated record. The transcript is spliced from 9 exons.